AUGACGCCCGCGGACGCGAGCGCGAUCGCGGCGAGGAUCGUGGCCGCGUUCGCGCCGUUCGCGCGCGAGGAAGACGGCGGCGCUGACGUGGACGACGACGUGGACGACGACGACGACGUGGACGCGCCCGGAUUCGACGCUUGGGAGGCGUCCGUCGACGCGGUGGCUUCCCUCGCGGACGCCGCCGACGAGGGCGCCACGCCCGGGAUGGACGACGACGGCGUCGACGCCGCCGCGAAGGCGAGCGCGGAGAAGACGGACGCGGACGCGAAGGCGACGAUCGCGGCCGCGGCGUGCGAGCACGUGCUCGCGUACUGGCGCGCGGCGGCGGCGUUGGAGCCGCCGGAUGCGGACGACGCCGACGCCGCCGCCGACGCCGCCGCCGACGACGACGACGGCGCGACGACGCCUCCCGCGCACGCCGCGAUGGCGCCGCUCCUCCGUUUUUGCGUCGAGACCGCGACCUCGAACGCGGGCGGCGGCGCGUCGUCCGAGUGCGCUGAUAUCGUCUGGAAAACGGUCGAAUAUUGGGCGUUACAUCUACCCGCGUGGUACGAGAAAGGCGAAGAAGAAGGCCUCGUCGACGACGACCUGUUGGACGUCUUCGCGGACGUCGUCGUCGCCGCGCCGCGCGCUCGCGUCGCCGCGAUCGCAAACCCCGGCGCGACCGUCGCCGCGAGCACCAUCGAGGACAGCGACGACGCCGCGCGCGUGCUCGCGGGAUGCAGAGCCCUCGCGGCGGCGGCGCGCGCGGCGUCGGCGUCCAUCGCGUCGUCGACCAACGUCGCCGCCGCGGCGACGAACGCCGCGGAAGCGGCCGUCACGAAGCGCGCCGCGCGCGCCGCGCUGCACCUCCUCGUCGCCGUGGGCGUCCCCGCGAAGAUGGCGACCGCGGACCCGGUCGGGUACGCGCGCGCGUACCUGGAGACGGCGGCGACGGCGGCGUGGUCGCUGAAGGAUCCGGAGUGCGUCGACGGGCGAGACGCGUGCGCGGCGGCGCACGUGGAUGCGCUGACCGCCGCGCUGGACGCGAUGACGGACGCGAGGCGAGCGGACGCGCCGGAUAAGAAGAGGUUGGGGAUGGCGUUGGAGGAGGCCAUGGCGGGGGUCGCGCACCUCGUCGCCGCGGACGACGCGGACGGGGGGGAGGAGGACGGCGACGACGACGACGACGACGACGACGACGACGGCUCCGACUCCGACUCCGACUCCGACGACGCCGGCGGCGUCGCGAACGAGACCGAGGAGGAGUUCCUCGAGAGGUACGCCGCGAUCGCGCGCGACAUGGCGUCUGGCGGCGACGGCGGCGGCGACGGCGACGACGACGACGAGGGCGUGGACGAAGACGACGACGCGUUUGACGACGCGUUUGAAAAAUCGGCGAAUCCGCGCGCGACGCCCGCGGCGGACGCGUUCUGCGCGUGGUACGCGCGGUGGGUCGAGGGCGUGGGCGUCCGCGACGACAAGAUGCGCGUCGCGUCGUUGGUCGACGCCGCGGUUCUGAAGAAGUUCCAGAAGGCUGCCGCCGCGGUGGCGAGGAGGCAAGCGGACCGGGACGGCGAAGAUGGAGGUUCCGAGUGA
Molecule: messenger RNA, 1581 nt
Organism: Micromonas pusilla CCMP1545
Lineage: Eukaryota; Viridiplantae; Chlorophyta; Mamiellophyceae; Mamiellales; Mamiellaceae
Exons: 1
Coding region: 1-1581 (526 amino acids)
Source: RefSeq, a predicted model, not a curated record